GCGAGACGCGACUGCGCGCAGAGGGGAGGCGGGCUCUGAGGCCCCGGGAAUGCGCGCGCGCGCGCGGCGAGGGUCUUAUGCAGGGGCCCACCGCGGCGCUGCUCCUGAGGGCAGGGGAGCUGGGGGCCGCAAAGCAGGACUCCACCGCCUGGUUUCGCCAAGAGAGGGGCCCCGGGUGCAGCUGGCCACGGAAGCCGCAGCCGCUCGAGCGCCGCGCCACUUCCCCCGCCCCAUGGCCGAGGGCGCGCCACUCCGAGUUCCGGCUUCCAGAGGAGGCUCCGGCACACGGCCAAGACUGGGUCUGCAGUCCAGCCUCAGCGCGCCGGCUAGACUGCGCCCUCCAGCCCUCGGCCCACGACAGCCACGCCCAGGGCGCCGUGGAUCCCCGCCCCGCUGGGCCCUCGGCUUCCCCGGCCCAGGAACACGCCCCGCCCCAGGACGGUUCUCUUGUCCUUUGGCGAGGAUUCUCCAAGGCGUCUCAACACAUGGGCCGGCUCAGAAACGCCAAGAUCCACGUGGAGAGAGCUGUCAAGCAGAAGAAGAUCUUUAUGAUCCAAGGUCGCUACCCUGUGAUCCGGUGCCUCUUGCGCCAAAGGGGCUGGGUGGAGAAGAAGAUGGUCCAUCACUUGGGUACCACUUUGCCACAGCCGCAUAAGGAUCUGGACAGCUCAGUAAUGGGUGACAGUGACACCACUGAGGAUGAGGAUGAAGAUGAGGAGGAGGCAUUCCGGCCACCACAGCUGUUUGACUUCGAUGAGUUAUUGGAAUUUGAUGACCUACAUGGGACACAUGCUCUGAUGUCACGUAUGGUUCGGAACGAGAUCCCCUACUUCAUCUGGACUACUCGUCGGGACAUCCUGGACUGUCGUUUCCUCUCCAAGGAUCAGAUGAUAAACCACUAUGCUCGGGCAGGCUCCUUUACCACAAAGGUGGGUCUGUGUCUCAAUCUCCGGAAUUUGCCGUGGUUUGAUGAGGCUGAUGCCGACUCCUUCUUCCCGCGCUGCUACCGCCUGGGGGCUGAGGAUGACAAAAAGGCCUUCAUAGAGGACUUCUGGCUGACAGCUGCCCGCAACGUUCUCAAGCUGGUGGUAAAGUGCGAGUGGAAGUCAAACUCUGUUGAAGAAGAAGAGGCCCCAAGAGACAAGCAGCCGAGGAAACAGGAGAAAAAGCCAGUGUCGGUAUCCCCAGAGUUUGUGGAUGAGGCUCUGCGUGCCUGCGAGGAGCACCUUAACAACCUGGCGCAUAUGGACAUCGACAAGGACGUGGAGACCCCGCUCUACCUGAGCCCCGAGGGCUGGUCCCUCUUUCUCCAGCGCUACUACCAAGUGGUCCACGAGGGGGCAGAACUCAGGUACCUCGACACUCAGGUCCAGCGCUGUGAGGACAUCCUGCAGCAGCUGCGGGCUGUGGUGCCCCAGAUGGACAUGGAAGGAGAUCGCAACAUCUGGAUCGUGAAGCCAGGAGCCAAGUCCCGUGGACGAGGUAUCAUGUGCAUGGACCACCUGGAGGAAAUGCUGAAGCUGGUGGACUGCAACCCCAUGAUGAUGAAGGACGGCAAGUGGGUGGUGCAGAAGUAUAUCGAGCGGCCCUUGCUCAUCUUUGGCACCAAAUUUGAUCUGAGACAGUGGUUCCUGGUGACCGACUGGAACCCACUUACCGUGUGGUUCUACCGUGACAGCUACAUCCGCUUCUCCACACAGCCCUUCUCCCUGAAGAACCUGGACAACUCUGUGCACUUGUGCAACAACUCCAUCCAGAAGCACCUGGAGAAUUCAUGCCACCGGCACCCGCUGCUGCCCACAGACAACAUGUGGUCAAGCCAGAAAUUCCAGGCCCACCUGCAGGAGACGGGGGCCCCGAAUGCCUGGUCCACGGUCAUGGUGCCCGGCAUGAAGGCCGCCGUGAUCCACGCCCUGCAGACCUCCCAGGACACCGUGCAGUGUCGGAAGGCCAGCUUCGAGCUCUACGGCGCUGACUUUGUGUUCGGUGAGGACUUCCAGCCCUGGCUGAUCGAGAUCAAUGCCAGCCCCACCAUGGCACCCUCCACGGCUGUCACUGCCAGGCUCUGCGCCGGCGUGCAGGCCGACACCCUGCGUGUGGUCAUCGACCGGCGACUGGACCGCAACUGUGACACAGGGGCCUUUGAGCUCAUCUACAAGCAGCCUGCCGUGGAGGUGCCCCAGUAUGUGGGUAUCCGGCUUCUAGUAGAGGGCUCCACCAUCAAGAAGCCCCUGGCGAUGUGUCACCGGCGGAUGGCGGUCCGCCCAGCCCUCCCUCACCUGCUGGCCCCGAGAGGCCCUGGGGAAAGCAAGGACUCAGGAAGCCCCGUCCACAGGUCAGCUUCUAGGAAAGUUGCUGGGGCCAGAAGCCUGGGGCACACUGAGAAGCCAGAUUCCACUGCCACCACCGCAGCCCCUGGAACGGGGAAGAAAGGCAAGGCGAGAGGUGCCACAGCCCAGGGCCGCCCCAGUCUCCGGAAGUGGGGCACCCCCAGCGCGAGGGUGGGCUGCCUUUUUACCAUGGCCUCAGCUAGCAGGGACAGGCAUCCCCACUCCUUGAACAGAUCGCCAUUGAGUCUGAAGAACCCGCAGGCCCUGACCCCUUACCACUCCCCAAGCCUCCACAGCAAGGCCCAGCUGCCUUCUCCCCAAGUGCCCUGGCCCCAGGGGCAGGUCCUCAGACUACAGCACAGCAAGCUGGCAGGCACCAAGGCCCUGUCGACCACAGACAAGGCCUUGAUGACUCUACCAACCGCCAAGGUUUUGAUUUCCCUCCCACCUAACCCUGAGCUCAAGCUGGCACCCAACGCCCCGAAACCAAAAAAGGUGGGCCUCAAACUGUGACCAGUAUCCCGCUGGGCAGUGCUGGCUACCCAGGUCAGGGCUGGAGGGCACAGGCAGAGGGUAGCCCCCAGGCUGGCCUGUGCCCCAAGGGAAGGGCUUGCAUCCCUCAGGACCCCCUUCCCAAACAGAUUCCUGAUCAUCUCUCCUCCUUCUCCCCUCCUUUCACACGGAGGCUCUUGCUCCCCAGCGCCUUCAUGGUCCCCACUUUGGAAGUAAUGUGUGGUCUCAACCCUUUGAAGACGGAACUCUUCCUAGCAUCUAUAGGAAGAGCAAGACCAAAGGCAAAUGCAAGGCCAGACUCUGUGACAGA
Dama dama (fallow deer) is the source of this 3153-nucleotide messenger RNA. It is a transcript of the gene TTLL3, whose product is annotated as tubulin tyrosine ligase like 3. The transcript is spliced from 13 exons. The record is from RefSeq and is a predicted model, not a curated record. Gene Ontology annotation, cellular component: cilium. Bases 78 to 2843 code for a protein of 921 amino acids. Gene Ontology annotation, biological process: protein modification process; cilium assembly; cilium movement. NCBI's taxonomy places the organism in Eukaryota, Metazoa, Chordata, Mammalia, Artiodactyla, Cervidae.